AUGGCCACCCACCUUGCCGCCGUCUCUAUCGCAAAAGGUGAGCCCUUCGAGGUUCAAACCCGCCAUACGCCAAAACCAGGCCCGGACGAGCUCCUCAUCGAAGUCAAAUCCGUAGCCCUCAAUCCAGCCGACGGCCAUAUGCGUGACCAAGGUCUUUUCAUACCUACCUACCCCACAGUCAUCGGCUUCGACCUCUCGGGGCUAGUACUCGAAGUCGGCGACAAUGUUCCCGUCGGCGUCACCGAUGAGGGUCUUGGGCCCUUUUUCCGACCGGGAAUCACCCGCGUCGCCGCAUAUGCCGCCUCCUUCUGGAAGUCCUACGACCCUGACUACGGUGUCUUUCAGGAGCGGUGUCUCAUUCCCUGGCAGCACGCCCUGCCUCUUCCAGAUGAGGGUAUUUCUUGGAACCAAGCGGCAACCUUGCCCGUUGCUGUUCAGGUGCCCCUUAGUGCGUGGGAUGCUAUGGGGAUUCCACGGGUGGGAGAAGCUACUGCUUCUUCUUCUGUCUCCGUUGCCCCAGCUGGCGCCAGAACUCAGGAAAAUAGGAAACAAAAGAGAGAGGCCCUAUUAAUCUGGGGCGCUUCUUCUAGCGUGGGCACAAUGGGCGUGCAAAGCGCCCGGCUGCUGCGGGAAGAUCGCGAUUCAUUUUUCGUUGCCGUGUACGCCACGGCUGGUGCGGCGAAUCAAAAGUACGUAGGCUCCCUAGGCGCGGAUCGCGUCUUCGAUUACAAUGAGCCACAGGUUGUGGAUGCGAUCAUUUCCGCGGCCAAAGAAGAUGGCUUAGUGAUUCGGCACUGCUUUCUUGCCACGGGGCAACUGGCGCCGUGUCAGGCCGUGCUUAAGGCUUUCUUUGGUGACGAUCAAGGCGGAGAGAACCAUAGGGCGAAGAUAGGAUCGGCCCCGAUUAUUCCUCCAGAUGCGGAAGAGGUAAAUGGAGUGGAAACCAUCUUUUUGAUGCCGUCGAUGGACGAAGGGGAGAGGUUGGCUCACUUCCGAUAUUGGAUGGGGAUGUGGCUUAGGGAGAACCUGGCCAACGGGGCUAUUAGGCCGAGCCCGGAGCUGAGAAUCGUGGGAAAGGGUUUGGGGGCUAUCAAUGCUGGGUUGGAUGUACUACUCCAGGGGGUGAGUUGUACGAAGUUGGUUGUUGAGGUUGCCGAGUGA
Molecule: messenger RNA, 1161 nt
Organism: Penicillium crustosum
Lineage: Eukaryota; Fungi; Ascomycota; Eurotiomycetes; Eurotiales; Aspergillaceae
Product: zinc-binding alcohol dehydrogenase family protein
Exons: 1
Coding region: 1-1161 (386 amino acids)
Molecular function (GO): oxidoreductase activity, acting on NAD(P)H
Source: RefSeq, a predicted model, not a curated record